GGCGGCCCGGAACGAUCCGAGGAGGCGCUGCGCGGCCGCCAUUUUCCUGCGGCGCCCAGUGUGCGUGUGUCCCCCGACCCCGGCCGAGCGGAAGGAGCGAAGGGCGGGGGCGGGGGGUAGGAGGAGGGGGCGCUGCCCGGGUGACAGGGCCGUCCCCGGGGGCGGAGCCCAGCGCAGCUGCCCGCGGCGGGACAGAGCGACGUGUCCGAGCGGCUCCGUCCCGCUUUCCCGUCCUAGCCCGGCGCCGCGCGGCUCCGCAGCACCAUGUCCGGCCAGAGCCUCACCGACCGCAUCACGGCGGCGCAGCACAGCGUGACCGGCUCGGCCGUCUCCAAGACCGUCUGCAAAGCCACGACCCACGAGGUCAUGGGCCCCAAAAAGAAGCACCUGGACUACUUAAUCCAGUGCACAAAUGAGAUGAAUGUGAACAUACCCCAGUUGGCGGACAGCUUGUUUGAAAGAACUACCAACAGUAGCUGGGUGGUGGUCUUUAAGUCUCUCAUAACAACUCACCAUCUAAUGGUGUAUGGAAAUGAGCGUUUUAUCCAGUAUCUAGCUUCCAGAAACACACUGUUUAAUUUGAGCAAUUUCCUAGACAAAAGUGGAUUGCAAGGAUAUGACAUGUCCACAUUUAUCAGACGGUAUAGUAGGUAUCUGAAUGAAAAAGCAGUUUCUUACAGACAAGUGGCUUUUGACUUCACCAAAGUAAAAAGAGGGGCUGAUGGAGUCAUGAGGACAAUGAACACAGAAAAACUCCUUAAAACUGUACCAAUUAUACAAAAUCAGAUGGAUGCACUUCUUGACUUCAAUGUCAAUAGCAAUGAGCUUACAAAUGGUGUAAUAAAUGCUGCCUUCAUGCUCCUCUUCAAAGAUGCCAUUAGACUCUUUGCAGCAUAUAAUGAAGGAAUUAUUAACCUUCUGGAAAAAUACUUCGACAUGAAAAAAAACCAGUGCAAAGAAGGCCUUGACAUAUAUAAGAAGUUUCUCACUAGAAUGACAAGGAUCUCAGAGUUCCUCAAAGUUGCAGAGCAAGUUGGAAUUGACAGAGGAGACAUACCAGAUCUUUCUCAGGCACCAAGCAGUCUUCUUGAUGCUUUGGAACAACAUUUAGCCUCUUUAGAAGGAAAGAAAAUCAAAGACUCCACAGCUGCAAGCAGGGCUACCACACUUUCCAAUGCAGUCUCUUCCCUUGCAAGCACUGGCCUGUCUCUCACUAAAGUGGAUGAAAGGGAAAAACAAGCUGCAUUAGAGGAAGAGCAAGCUCGUUUAAAAGCUUUAAAGGAACAACGUCUAAAAGAACUUGCAAAGAAACCUCAUACCUCUUUAACAACAGCAGCCUCUCCUGUGUCUACUGCAGCGGGAAGCAUAAUGACCACCCCAGCCAUUGAUAUUUUUUCCACCCCCAGCUCUUCGAACAGCACAUCAAAGCUGCCAAAUGAUCUACUUGAUUUGCAGCCAACCUUUCAUCCAUCUGUACAUCCUAUAUCCACUGGGCCACAAGUAGGAGGUACAUGGGGAGAUCCUUUCUCUGCUACUGCUGAUGCUGUUGAUGAUACCAUUCCAAGCCUAAAUCCUUUCCUCAACAAAACUAAUGAUGCUGUUCAUCUGUCUGUUGUAUCUUCUGAUGUAUCUACUUUCACCUCUAGAACACCCACCCAUGAAAUAUUUGUUGAUUCAUUUUGUGACCCUCAAGCUUAUCCUAAUGCUUCCCAUUUCCGCAAUGAGCCCUCUACUGUAGCUGGUCUAUUUGGAGGGUUCACUGCUUCUCCUGUUGCUCAACCACAGCCCGUGGCUGGCCUUAAUGUUGACUUUGAGUCUGUGUUUGGAAACAAAUCUUCUAAUGUCGUCGUAGAUUCUGGUGGCUUUGAUGAAUUAGGUGGACUCCUAAAACCAACAGUGACCUCUCAAAACCAGAAUCUUCUCGUUGCCAAGCUGCCACCUAACAAGUUAGUAUCAGAUGAUCUGGAUUCAUCCUUAGCCAACCUCGUAGGCAAUUUGGGCAUUGGAAAUGGAACUACUAAAAAUGAUGUCAAUUGGACUCAGCCAGGCGAAAAGAAGUUAACUGGUGGUUCUAACUGGCAGCCCAAGGUUGCACCCACAACUGCAUGGAAUGCUCCAACAAUUAAUGGCAUGCAUUUUCCACAAUACGCACCACCUGUAAUGGCCUAUCCUGCUACAACACCAACAGGAAUGAUGGGAUAUGGAAUGCCAGCACAGAUGGGAGGUGUACCAGUAAUGACACAACCAACUUUAAUAUACAGCCAACCUAUCAUGAGACCACCAAACCCUUUUGGCCCCGUUUCAGGAGCACAGCUGUCUGCAGCAUCCAGCCCUUCCAGUCAGAGUCCUCACAGAGCCUCAGGAAAGGAUCCCUUUGCAGAACUCUCUCUCCAGGAUUUCUUGUAAAACAACUUAGAUACAGUUUAUGUAAUCAUGCCAGAUGGCAGAGAAAGGAACAGCUCCAAAAACACACGUGCUCAACAGCAAACCCUUACUUCCAGCAAAAUCCAAAUUGCUGUAUUUUAACUCCUCCUCCUUUAAAAUGAUGCAGGAAAAUCAUGAAGGCCCACAGGAAACUGGGACAACUCUUUAGGAAAGUGUCAAUACAUGAUAUAAAGCCAAGAAUUCCCCGGAUUUAAGAUGUUCUUUUCUGGUGACUAACGCGUCAGUACUUUCAGCUCCUAUUAAUAUCCAUAAUCAGUAACAUAUAAAGAGAAACACUUAUUCUGAAAUUGUAAGAUUUGUAUUUGGAAAUGCUGUGGGGAAUGAAGAUGAGUGUCCUUUACCAUAACUCAAAACAAGAUUUUCUUUGGGGGAUCAGAUCCUAACUGUUACUUCUGCAGUUAUCUUUUCUUCAGUCCUCACAAAUGUAGACACAGCAAUGAAAAUUAACUUUUCUUUUUAAAAAAAUUAUAUAUUCAGUUUGCAGUAGACAUUCCUUAUGUAUUGUUUGUAUUUAUUUAUGAUUAUCAAUUUAAGUAACAUUAAUAUUGUAUCAAACUCCUUAUGAAAAUGAGUAUGGAUGUAUACAGUAUGUCUGAUUUUUUUAUCCACAAGAAUGAUUUUGAUUCAGAAUGCUUUUCAGCUGACAUAUAGAGCACUAACUUUUAAAGGCCUGAAUCUUAUGAAUUCUCAGUCUGUAUGGGAAUUAGGAAAGUUAUAAAAUGCAUUAAUCCUUUAUAGUCAAUUCUGUGCCUAGGAUUUUGCAAGGGAACAGUUAACUGACACGGAGAAGCACUACAUUUUUAAUUCAGCAUUAGUGCAUUGGGAAGGAACUCUACUGCUUUGUGCUUGGCAUGUCAUUAUUUUACAUUUGACAUAAGGCCUUUCCAGAAUGAAUGUGAGGAAUUGCUUUCACUUUAAGACUUUCCUUUUCUUUAAAAACUCUAGGAGGUAUUAUGUCAAAAAAGCCUUGAUUUUCAUUUGGCUAGUGCCAUGUUUAUGAUCAUGUAUCUUUAAAAAAAUAAUAAGGGAAGUAGCAUCUUUACAAAUGACUAGCAAGAGUUUAGUUAAUGAAGAAUUAAAGCAGCACUGUUGAUCGGUGCUCUGCGUAAAUACAUCAUAACUUUUGGGUCGAAAGGGGCCUUCAGAAGGAUAGUCCAUGAUAUGAAAGCAAUUCUGUACAUGAAUUAAGCAUACUUGCUGCAUUGUCUCUGCAGAUUCUAUUUUUGUUUAAAAUAUUAAAAUGUAUGUUAGCAAAAAUGGGUGGAUUUUCAAAUAAAAUGCAGCUUCCACAGAACUUUUGUUACAGUA
Messenger RNA from Gopherus evgoodei (Goodes thornscrub tortoise), 3753 nucleotides. RefSeq names its product phosphatidylinositol binding clathrin assembly protein (gene PICALM). The coding region runs from base 265 to 2406 and encodes 713 amino acids. Gene Ontology annotation, molecular function: phosphatidylinositol-4,5-bisphosphate binding; clathrin heavy chain binding; SNARE binding. The transcript has 23 exons. Gene Ontology annotation, biological process: clathrin coat assembly; synaptic vesicle budding from presynaptic endocytic zone membrane; clathrin-dependent endocytosis. Lineage: Eukaryota; Metazoa; Chordata; Testudines; Testudinidae. The record is from RefSeq and is a predicted model, not a curated record. Gene Ontology annotation, cellular component: clathrin-coated vesicle; synaptic vesicle; clathrin-coated pit.